This is a messenger RNA of Podospora anserina S mat+, 1140 nucleotides long. RefSeq lists its product as uncharacterized. Bases 1 to 1140 code for a protein of 379 amino acids. The transcript has a single exon. The record is from RefSeq and is a predicted model, not a curated record. NCBI's taxonomy places the organism in Eukaryota, Fungi, Ascomycota, Sordariomycetes, Sordariales, Podosporaceae.
AUGGACAGACAUCGGUGGAAACCAGACAGAGUCCCAACCCAACAUCAACUCGCAGUCCGGCUCCUUCCAAUCGCCCCUCAAGGCCUUCGACAGCCGCGCCAAACCCGAGAUCGUCGCAUGAAAGAUUCAACGCUCCUAGACCCAGCGCUGGUCGCAGAGGUCGUUCACCCUCAACAUCGCCACCGCCAGAACCGCCAAGUGAGGAGUAAGUCUCGGGCCCUGCGUUGCUCUACAAACAAACCGCUAAUUAUGCCGACCAGGCUCAUGAUUGAAGGUGUCGACCAUGACGACCGUUAUCGCAUGGUAGAGGAUGAAUUCCUCGCAGUGGCCGGCGAGUUUACACGCCAUCUUCACGCGGCAGAAUACCAGCGUUUGAAAGGCCUCGCCAGAUCCCAGAAUGCUGAUACCAUCUCGAACAUCUCACGCCCCGUCACUGGCGAGAUGACCGAAAUGGUCAAGAGCCGCCAUGCUGCGCUCAACAUUGCAUCGAAACGACGAAAGGGAAUCACUCAGCUGAAGGGACUAUCCCCUCAGACAACAAGUGAUACCGAUGAUGAGGAAGCACCGUCACGAAAGCAGCCGAAUCCGAAUUCCCUCCAGGGACUAAUGGACAGCCCGCGUAAGCAAGCUGUACCGCUGACUUCGGUUUCAUCCCUGCUCCAGGGCUCAAGCCUCCGGGAAACAAGCCCUUCAAGUGGACGCAUGGCUCCUCCUGGUUUGAGGAGGGCAGAGUCAACCUUCUCGGUCCCGAUCAAGCGAGAGCCAACCCCAGACUCUGAUGAUCUAGACAGCCAAGCACCUUGGCCAAUCAGGCGAACGUCGACACGGCCAUCCAUCAAGCGCGAAAUGACAGCAGCUCAGGAAACAUCAUUCGCUGACUUUCCUGCUCCGCAGCCCAGAGCAAGAUCCCGCGCUGCUACCAUUGAGCCAUCAAGAGCGAUAUCACGUCCGCCAGAGCAGUCCCAAAGACAGGCAACUCAAGAUACAAAGCAACAGGACGACGACGAUGACGACAACGAUUUCCUUUCUCGUAUUCGUGCUAGAAGACUAGAACAAAGACGGCGCCGAGAAUCCAGAGCACAGCCAGGAAUCAAAUCCGAAACUCAGGAAGCAGCCCUUGACGAUAUUCCAUUUGUCUGA